AUGAUGUCUGGCUCAUCUCGUGGACCACCGGCGGUGGACCUUCUCUGGGCCUACCAGCUGAAGAAAGAACAUGCACACCUCAAGGCCGAGCUCAGUUCCGUCAAAGAAAAAAUUCUCGCAACAGAGCAUGCCGCUGGAGUAGCAAAUGCUGCAACCCGAGAGGUCGACGAGCUACGCAAACAUCUAGACGACUAUAUGAAUGAUCCAGAAGAGAUUCAAAGGAACACCAUGGUGAGCAAUAUGUUGGGCAAGCAUGCUAAGCAGCUUACCUCUUUCAACUCAAGACUAGACGCUUUGUCGUCUCGCAUAGGGUCCAGCGAGGAUGAUCUUGAUCGGCUGGAUGGCAAAUGGAACGCACACGAGUUGAGAUGGAAGCGUUUUGAGGAAAGGAUGGAGAAAUCAGAGCUAUCUUUGGAAUCAUUGAUAGGCAGGCAUAAUGAUAAGGCUCAAUCGGAACGUAUGAAGACCCUCGAAAUUCAGGUCAACAGACUGACGGAACACAUCACGAAAACCACCGACUUGCACUCCGUCGAAAUCGAUCACUUGAAGCAGGCACUGAUCGACCUCCAAAAAAGCACACAAAAAACAGAGAGCACUAGAAGAGUAACCCAAAAGCCACUGUCGCCACAAAUCCAAGUGCCUCAGAGCCCUAACCUGUCGAGCCUGCCCAUGAACAGCCUACUCAGCAGCAGGCUCAAUUCCACCGUUUUCCUGCCCCCUCACUCACCGAGACCCAAGCUACAACGCAGCUCGAUGAUUCCGAUGUAA
Molecule: messenger RNA, 768 nt
Organism: Periconia digitata
Lineage: Eukaryota; Fungi; Ascomycota; Dothideomycetes; Pleosporales; Periconiaceae
Source: the annotation of a GenBank genome assembly